AAUGAUAUAAAUUGUAGCAUUGUCGCUUCAGUUUUCCUUCUUUCAGAGAGAGGCAGCUGAAACUGGAUACUGAAUCGUAGAGUUCAACUUCUUUCCCGCCAUCCCAGAUUCCUCUUCGGAUAACAGGAAGAAUGGCGUACGCAGCAAUGAAACCAACUAAGCCAGGCUUAGAAGAUACGCAAGAGCAAAUCCAUAAGAUCAGGAUUACUCUCUCCUCAAAAAAUGUCAAGAACCUUGAGAAGGUUUGUGCCGACUUGGUUCGUGGUGCCAAGGACAAGAGGUUGAGGGUCAAAGGGCCAGUAAGAAUGCCCACUAAGGUUCUUCACAUCACAACCAGAAAAUCUCCAUGUGGUGAAGGUACCAACACAUGGGACAGAUUCGAGCUUCGUGUCCACAAGCGAGUUAUCGACCUAUUCAGCUCUGCUGAUGUAGUGAAGCAGAUUACCUCCAUCACCAUCGAACCUGGUGUGGAGGUUGAGGUCACCAUUGCCGAUCAAUGAAUUCUUUUCAUGUUUUGCUUAUUUAUAGUCUCAUUAGACAGUCGUUUACUUUUUGGGUUUGGAGCAUACCUGUCCAGUGUGUGGGGCUUAAAUGCCAUAGUUCUUCCCAUUACUUGUUGCAAUUAAUGACUUUUCUAUUCCUGCCUAUUUUCUUGCGUUAUAAUUAUGCUAAUUUCAGUAUGUUUUGCA
This is a messenger RNA of Cucurbita moschata (crookneck pumpkin), 689 nucleotides long. RefSeq names its product 40S ribosomal protein S20-2-like. The transcript is spliced from 4 exons. Gene Ontology annotation, molecular function: RNA binding; structural constituent of ribosome. The coding region runs from base 132 to 500 and encodes 122 amino acids. NCBI's taxonomy places the organism in Eukaryota, Viridiplantae, Streptophyta, Magnoliopsida, Cucurbitales, Cucurbitaceae. Gene Ontology annotation, biological process: translation. Gene Ontology annotation, cellular component: cytosolic small ribosomal subunit; ribosome. The record is from RefSeq and is a predicted model, not a curated record.